AUGACAACGGAAAAUUUACGUAAUGUUGCUGCCACUAUAGAUGCGAUGCAAUUUGCUAACGAUAUACAGGAAACGCUCGGGCGAACGUACGGCGUUCCCGAUGAAUCGGAAGCGGAAUUGGAUGCUUUGGGAGAUGAAUUAAAUUUCGAAGAGGAAGAAGAACCUUCAUAUUUACAAGAGACAUCUGAUCUGCCACUUGGAGAAUUAGAAGGCAGUGCAGAGAUAUUGAAUGAACUUGGAUUACCAGAAACUCCAAUGAAAAAUGCUGCAUGA
This is a messenger RNA of Diversispora eburnea, 273 nucleotides long. Lineage: Eukaryota; Fungi; Glomeromycota; Glomeromycetes; Diversisporales; Diversisporaceae. The record is from the annotation of a GenBank genome assembly.